AUGAACCGCCGUAUCCGCCGCCGAUCCACCACCACCUCCUCCUUCCUCCGCUACCUAAAGCCCGGCGCCCUCGCUCAACUCCGCGACUCCAAAAUCAUCGCCAAAACUCACCACCGCUCUUCCGAUUCUCAGAUCUAUCUCUCUCGCACUCUUUCACCACAGGUUUCUUCUUCUCCGUCGAGAUCUCCUUCCGCAGCCGUUUCUACUCAACAACCUGACGACACCACCACUAUCGCCGCCGCCGUUGACGGCGGCUCUCCGUUCUUUCCGGUGAGGUUUUACGGUCCGAGGUGUCCGCAGAGGAAGAAGCUUAUGGCUGCUAGAUCUAUCUGUUUUCUAAACCCUAGCUCUACUGUUGUGACGUCAGAUGGUCCUGAACCGGUUAUUGAUGGUUUUAGUAGUGAUUUUGUUGUUGCUCAUUGA
Helianthus annuus (common sunflower) is the source of this 423-nucleotide messenger RNA. RefSeq lists its product as uncharacterized. The record is from RefSeq and is a predicted model, not a curated record. The transcript has a single exon. NCBI's taxonomy places the organism in Eukaryota, Viridiplantae, Streptophyta, Magnoliopsida, Asterales, Asteraceae. The coding region runs from base 1 to 423 and encodes 140 amino acids.